AGGGCCACGCGUCACGAGCGGCGCGCGUGACAGCAAACGCGCGAUCGAGGCCAGGACUCCGAGCACAACACAGCUCGCGCGUCCUUUUAAGAUCGGGACCCGCCGCCGCCGCCUCUCUCUGCCUCCGGCGCGCCCCCCUCCUCCUCGCCUCAAACCCUAGCCCGCCCAUGGCGUCGCCGCCGGCAGGCUCUUCCUCCUUCUACUCAGGCGAGGGCGAGCCUGCCUCCUUCCCGAACCCGUGGUUCGAAUGGGAGGGAACCGGCCACCGCCUCCUCUCCCCCUACCACUCGCCGCCACCGCCGCAAACCCUAGCCCAUGGCGUCGCCGCCGCCCCCCUCCUGGCCCCUGCCCCCUCACCCACCACGCCUCCGCCCGUCGCGUCGCCUCCUCCGCCUCCGCCUCCGCCUCCUCAGCCCGCGCCCGGCUUCGCCUUCUGCCCGACCGACCGCGAGCUCGUCUCCUUCUACCUCCGCCCAAGAAUCUCCGGCCAGCCGCUCCCGGACGCCGCCAAGCAGUUCUUCCACGAGGCAGACGUGUACGCCACGGACCCGGCUUCCCUCGUCGCUGGCCGCCUGCCGGGCCCGGCGAGGGCUCAGGGGGAGAGCAAGAACUGGUACUUCUUCAGCCUCGUGAAGCCCAGGAGCGCCCAGGACAGCCGCAAGUGCCGGAUCGUCGGAGGGGGCAAGGGCACAUGGAAGCAAGAGCGAGGGAACGGCGUCGUCGGCGCCGAGGGCCGCGCCGUCGGGCGCCUGGAGAGGUUCACGUACACGCCCAACCCCAAGGAGGACAAGAAGCCGCCGGAGUGGCUCAUGACGGAGUUCAGCGUCGACCAGCACGACGACGGCGGCCAGCCGAGGCCGGUUCUUUGCCUCUGCAAGAUCUACCAGAGCCCGCGCUUCCUCAAGUCCGCCUCCAAGAACUCGGCGUCCGCGCGCAAGAGGAAGUCCGCCGCGGACGAAUCACCCGCCGUCAAGCGGCAGCUCCUGUUUCCGGCGCCCCCUCCCCCACCAAUUCCGUUGCUGCCCGUCCUGUUUCCCCCGCCCCCUCCUCCCGCACCAAAUCUGUCGGCCGAAGACGACGUCUGGGCGCACAUUGGUGCGGACCCGGAAUUGAACUUUAGCUUGGAAGAGUUCACCGCUCCCUGGCCCUGCUCAAUGACGGCAGCGGCGCCGUCUCUGCUAGGAUCCGGCCAUGGAAGUCAGUGCGCUUAACAGAGCUCCUACAUACAGCGGCCAUCUCUGAAGAUGUUCCUCUCCUCUACUUGUUCAGUUACCCAGGGGCUGAUAGUGACUACUCUCAACGGCUGAGAUCUCACCAACCGCUUUGAUUAAGUCGCUCUAGUUAAACUAGUCAUUACCUUUACUGUUAUUAUGGUUAUUGUUUGCUAAAAUCAAACCCUGGCCAUUAUAACUCUACAGCGUAUACUCCAUGACAAUAUAUCACGGCUCAAGUUUGGGAGCAAUGUGAUUCUUAAGUUUGAUUUGGUGCUAUGUUGUGUUGUGCAAUGUGAUUCUUAAGUUUGAUUUGAUGCUAUCUUGUGUUGCACAAAUGUGAUUCUUAAUUUCUGCAGUAGAUAAUGUGGUUCUUAAGUUUGAUUUGAUGUUAUCUUGUGUUGCACAAUGUGGUUCUUAAUUUCUGCAGCAGAGAUAAUGUGGUUCUUAAGUUUGAUGCUAUCUUGUGUUUCACAAUGUGGUUCUUAAUUUCUGCAGUGGAUAAUGUGGUUCUUAAGUUUGAUGCUAUCUUUUGUUUCAUCUUAUCUGAAUUUAGCACUGCAACUGAAUCCUUGAAUAUAUGCUGUAUCCUGUUGUUCUCCAUAAGUUUUGUUAAUCCUGCAAGAUCUUUGUUCUAGGCUGGAAACAGGCUUAGAUUUUCUUACCGGGGGUCUGGAAGUACUCUAGGCUGCAGCCGAACUUAUGAAUGUCCAUCUGUUUUUUGUAAUGCUCCCUUGUCGUCUAUGAUUCACACCUUUCACUCCUUCCUUUUUUAACUUGUUCGUUGUUGCAUUACUGCAGAAUGGUCACGAUUGCCGUCAUGAACUGAAGAUGUGCUUUGGCAGCUCACCAUGGCUCCUAAGAACUUAAGAUGUGCUUUGCUUACAAAAAAGAUCCUGACACAAUUUGUGGCUUCUGUUUCUAGAUGGGUUUUAUAGUUUCAGUUGUUUUUGCCUGACAAGGCUUUACUUUGAGAUAACAUAUACACCAUAUUUUGUUCUGAGGAUGCAGGUGUUGCUCAUUGUAUGAUCUCUGAGGAUAUCCAGAAUGAUCUAACACAAUCUGUAGCACAGUUGCACAUAGUAACUUUGUCACACGAUAUGCAGUUGCUAUUUCUAAAUGAGUCAGAUGAUUACAUAUUUUGCUGGACAGGUGUAAUAAAUUUGCUGGAACUUGGAAGAAGAUAGACCAGACUGACCAGGGGGUGACAGGUACUUUACAUGCACAGCUGCUAGUUCUCUGCUCUCAGCGUGGGCAUAUAAAUUCUUCUUCACCAUGGCUCGAACCCGCUGAUACGAUCGUGGGACUUGUUGUUCGAUUUGUUCUCUGAAUACGAAAUGGUGCUUCAGUUGAGCUCUUGUGUAGCAACAGUUUAUCAUUACCAGCUGUUUCUCCUGCCGACAUGGAUAUACAUGUGGCCGGAGGAUCGGGUUGGGGAGGCCCUGUGAUGGAAACCUCAGGAAUCAUGGAGGGAUUAGGGAUGCUAGCAAGUUGCAGUUGGUUUAGAAGAUUGGGCUGUAAAUUCUUACUCAGGAUUGCAAUUAUGUAUGAUGCUACAGUUUGAUCCUGAUGUAGCUGGUAAAGACAAAUGAAAAAAACAUUAGCAUGCGUAUGUUACCGCAGGACAAAUUUUGGGC
Molecule: messenger RNA, 2848 nt
Organism: Triticum urartu
Lineage: Eukaryota; Viridiplantae; Streptophyta; Magnoliopsida; Poales; Poaceae
Biological process (GO): regulation of DNA-templated transcription
Molecular function (GO): DNA binding
Source: RefSeq, a predicted model, not a curated record